UCCAGAACAGCACGACGUUGACGGGCAGCGCCGAGCGUCACGGACGAUCCGCGCCGAGCACGCCGCGCACGCCGAGCACUCGCAGCACGCCGAGUCCAAGGCGUCGGCCGUCGGCAGCGUCCACAGCGUCCACUCGCCAGCCAUGAGGAGGUCCACCUUCACCUUCGCCGAGAGCGUCCAGGGCGUCCAGGGCGUCGUCGCCGUACUGCUGCUCAUGGCCUCGCACGGCGCCCUCGCGAGGUCGCUCGACGCCAGCACCGCGGGAGGCUGCUCGCUGAACGUGGACGGCGGCUUCACGGGUCGCAGCACCGCGCUGCUCGUCAACAACCGGAGUCGGCCGCCCUCGUGGCUGCUGCCCGUCCGCAACAACAGGAGCAAGGUGCUGCACCUGGACAGGGGGCAGAGCUUCGUCGCCUCGUGCCCGGGGUCGCGCAACCAGGUGAUCGGCAUCACCCAGCAGCACGGCGUCCUGGAGUGCGACGCGGGCGCCCUCCGCGCCGUGGCGUCCCCCAUCCCCAAGGCCAUCAACAGCCGCGACCUGACGUGCAAGAAGCCCGCCCAGGCCGAGCUCAGACCGGGCAGCAAGUGUGGCGAGGGCGGCCGGUGGUUCAACGUGGGCUUCAACGUGAGCGGCGUGGGCUUCGUGCCGCUCUUCGGCGUCUGCCACAACGUGGACCUGGGCGCCACACUGUACGCAGCGCACAAGCUGCACGGCGGCGCCAUCGACGCGGCGCAGGACGAGUCCAAGCGGCCCGCCUUCCACCAGGGGCUCAGUGACCUGUACGCUGGCUAUAGCCCGGACGACGCCUACAAGAAGAGCCGGCAGCAGGCCACCCUGAUGCAGCUGCUGGGCACGAGGCGCGCCAAGGAGGUGUUGGACGUGUCGCCGCUGGUGCGCGGCCACCUCAGCCCCGACGGCGACUUCCUCUGGGCGCCCCACCAGUGGGCCACCUACUUCUACGCCAACGUCGCGCCGCAGUUCUCCUCCAUCAACGGCGGCCACUGGAAGGUGGUGGAGAACCUGGCCCGGAAGGUCGCAUCGCAGAUGCAGGCCGACCUCAUGGUGUACACGGGCACGCACGGGGUGUUGACGCUCACCAACGGGGACGGCAAGAAGGUGGCCAUCUACCUGGAACCGCUCAAGCGGAAGAUCCCUGUCCCGGAGCACAUAUGGAAGGUCAUCUACGACCCGGCCACCAAGAGCGGCAUCGCGCUGGCCGUGGCCAACAACCCCACCCUGACGGGCCGCGAUCGGUCCGCGUCGCACCUCUGCGAGGACCGGUGCGCCGAGCACGGCUGGCCCACGGACCUGCUGGGCGAGGUGCGGAAGGGACUCGUCGUCUGCUGCACUGUGCAGCAGCUCAAGCAGGCCGGCGUGCGCCUGCCCGCCUCCAUCCGCGCCGAGAAGGUCCUGCGCGGCCCCCGGCGAUGAGCGUGCCUUCCGCUCUCACUUUUCACCCGUCCGCUGCGGGUUCGAGUCUCACUCAAGUCCGCACAAUUUUUUGAAAAUUUUCUCCGCUGUUAUUUCUUUCUAAAAUUAAAUAUCCAGCUAGAAACUCUCAAGCUUUCGCAAACAAACAAUGUUGGUGCAAAAUUUGUCUUGGCGAACUGUGACUUUGGUGAGACUCGGACUCCAUCAUUUGGAGUUAGGGAAGCCCCUUUCCUCCAGUCUGCACUACGUUGAGGUGCAAUAAGGAACAGCAACAUAACCAUCCUAAAAAUUAUUUUCUUGCUGUCAGAAAAAAAAGUCGUCCACCUUUUAAUUGCAUAUUUGAUAAAUGAAAAUCUUUAGCACCCCUCUCUCUCUCUCUCUCUCUCUCUCUCUCUCUCUCUCUCUCUCUCUCUCUCUCUCUCUCUCUCUCUAUUUGUAAAAACAAAUUAGUUUGUGUCUCUGUGGCAUUGUGAUCCCUUCAGUAUAGAAUGGAGUAAAAAAUACGUCAAUAUGACACUUUCAUUCAAGACGCCUUGCACACGUUUUUGAAACCGUUCCAUUUGAGAACAUUUUGCCUGAAAUUGUGAACUAGGUCGAAACUUUCUUCAAUUCUUUCUUCAAACAUGAUGAGAGGGUGUCUAUUUUAUAAUGCCAUUAAAGAGGUAGUGUAAUGGUGUUAUGUGGUACUACAAGCAGGUGCUGCUAAAAACUUAAUUUCACUGACUGAGUACUGAUUUUGAGGAAGAAAAAGAUACUUUUCAGUUACUUCAGACAAACAGCUUUUAGCUCUGGGAUAAGACUGUGGUUGCAUUGAAUGCACUUAAGCAUUCUUGGAACUGAUGUUAGGUUACAUUUCUGAAAGGAAACUCACAGUAUAUACAAGAAUGCAAUUGUAGGAGUAAAGAAUAGAAACUGGUAUGUUGUGAGGAGUUAUUUAUUUCAGGAGUACAACAAGCAAACAGAACAGUCAAAAAUCAGACUCAAAUUGAUGUCCUCUUGCUCACCUGUCUGCUACACAGCUCCUACUCACAAAACUUGGCAAAGUACAAUUAAACGAACCUGUAUCCAAGUUGCCCUUGACCAAACAUCUCUCACAACAAUAAACAUUUCUGGUAACCAAUUAAAUUAGUGAAAGAUUUUUUAUCAUGAAGCUUGUGAUGUUCUGAAAUGUUUUUGAAUUAUUUUAUUUUGUGAGUGUAUCAGGUUCAACUUUUAAGAAAUCUCUUUAUCUCCAUUAUGCAGAUAGUUAUUGUUGUUUUUGUAAUGCAUACAAUAAAUUUUAAUGUUAUA
This is a messenger RNA of Thrips palmi, 2722 nucleotides long. RefSeq lists its product as uncharacterized. Lineage: Eukaryota; Metazoa; Arthropoda; Insecta; Thysanoptera; Thripidae. The record is from RefSeq and is a predicted model, not a curated record. Gene Ontology annotation, biological process: apoptotic DNA fragmentation. The coding region runs from base 143 to 1432 and encodes 429 amino acids. Gene Ontology annotation, cellular component: mitochondrial inner membrane; nucleus. The transcript is spliced from 7 exons. Gene Ontology annotation, molecular function: single-stranded DNA endonuclease activity; RNA endonuclease activity; nucleic acid binding.